Molecule: messenger RNA, 1663 nt
Organism: Anopheles stephensi (Asian malaria mosquito)
Lineage: Eukaryota; Metazoa; Arthropoda; Insecta; Diptera; Culicidae
Exons: 3
Coding region: 85-1611 (508 amino acids)
Source: RefSeq, a predicted model, not a curated record
GCCAAACUUCAGUUGUAUACGAAGCGCAGCUUGUAGAAGCAUCGAAGCUUCAGAGAACACACUGCUACGGUACUACGCUACGGCAUGGAUCGUAUCGCACUUCUCCUACUACUAUUGCAGGGUUCGUUGGUCGUCGCCAGUCCCGACUAUGGAAUAGCGGACAGCGUCAUCGGUACCGCGCAGAUACUGUCCGGUGUGAACGACGCUUCCACCUACCUAGACACGCUGGCGGCAGGACAACUGGUGUCUGCCACAAUCUCGGCCGAUGAUCCGGUGUCAGCCGUGUUCGGUUUGCCGCGCAUCGUGCAGAUUCUACAGCAAACCGGCACCUCCGUCUCGCAGGAUGGUGACCGCAUCGUGACCGCUCUUACAACUCUCACCGAGAGCAGCUCGGGCGAUCCGGCCGCACUGUUUGAUGCCGCUCUCUCGAGCAUCCAGGACGCGCUGACCCACAUCACAGAGCGGCUACCGGCGACGGCAUCUAGCCUGUCCGCCAUCAUCGGUAGCAACGUGCCCGAUCGGCUGGCGGAUAGUUUCGGGCGGAUAGAGACCGCGCUGCAGACGCUGAAGACGCAGCUCGGAACGCUCAAGUCAUCCAUCCUGGCUGCGGUAGCGGAGGCCGGAUCACCCGUCUCCAUCCCGAUGGAAAUCCUCAACAAGCACAUCACGGCGAAAAAGGUGUACAGUGUGCUGCAGACCGUACGGAACCUGCGUGCCUUUCUGCCGGUGGUACGGUACACGCUCAACACCUCCAUCGAAGAUGCGGUCGUGGCUGACAGCUACCUGCAAGCGUACGCCUCCAUGCUAGCGUCGCUCGAUGGCCUGGUAACGAUGCUGCUGCAAUCGCUCAACGCCGCCGGGCAGAGCUUCUACGGUACGGUAAAGACCGGUAUCGAAUCACUGGAAGCCACCUAUAUUAGCAUGAAGGAAUCGACUCUAGCCCUGCCAAUAAAUGAAGUGCCAGAGCUGGGAGCAGCGAUCGUGUCCAUGCUGAACAAAUUCACCACCACGCUGGCAGAUACGCAGACCAGCGUUCUCUCGGUUGCGACCGAACUGCAGAGCUACCUGAACGCCAUCAGGACGAUGGUUACGAUCACCGAUCCGGAGGUGAUCUCCAUCAGCGAAAGCAAGCUGAUCGCUGCACUGAUCAAAACGCUCAUCGCCAGCGGUCCGUACUCGCGCUUCUGCUUCAACAAGUACAGGGCGCAGGUGAGCGAUCUUGCCAACUACCUGCUCGACGAGUUGACCGUGUGCGUCGAGCGUGAGGUGCCGCGGUUGGCAAAACUGGCCGCCUCCGUACAGACCGUGCUCGAGGUGAACGUGUUCGACUUCGAGGACAUCUUCGACUGGCUGACUAUAUGCGACGGUAUACAGGAGCCGUCCGACCGGACCGCGUGCGUCACACGGAUUUCGCAGUCGUAUACGCCGCUGGGAGACAACUUUGCCGACAAGUACGAUCUGGUGUUCGAUCUGACGACGAGCGAGCUGAACGCGAGCAAACAGCGGGUCAAAAUCUGCAACAAUCUGUCCAGGCGCUGGCUGGCGGAUGGAUACAUUCCCGAUCUGCAGACCGACAUCGAGCAGUGCGCACUGAAGGGUCCGAACGAAUAGCCACUACCAUAGCAAUGAUAAUAAAUGCAAUAAUGAUCACCAGUAGACGUAA